GUGCUCCGUCUGUGUUGCAACGAUGACGUUUUGCCGUUUGGCGGCAUUUCUGUUUGUUUGCUGAACAUGUGUUGUAACGCUGCAGGCUCACAGCAAUCGGAAAAUAAAUCAGAUCCUGCGAGCGGUUAGAAGGAAUGUGCGAUGGCGCUGACCCAAAACUCAAAUCUAUUUAAACUGAACCGUCGGUAGCGGAUUAUUUUGCGCAUGCCCCCUGCUGUUGCUGUCCCAAUGUGGGGAAAAAGAGUUUUCCGAAGGGGAAAAGCAUGUUGCGCUCGACCAAAAACAAAACGCUGCUCCUUGGCGAGCGAACGGAAAGAGCAGCAGCGCUGACCAAUGACCGAUACUGGUGGUGGUGCAACAACCACCUGUAUGUACUCGACGCUCGAUUCCCUGUAGAAAAAAAAAGCGAAAACACAAACAGACACAUACUAGGCCCUCACGCGAGAGACAGUUUUCAUUGUAGCGACCUUCCGCCGAAGGCCGAAGCAGCAGCAAGCAGUACCAAUCGCUCGCUUAUCAGUAACGAACCGAUAUCGAUUUUUCGGUCCAAACGUGGGAUCGAUUGCAGCUUGGGCACCUGCAAGUGCUCCCCCGUUACUAUCCCGCACACGCUCGAUGGAACUGGCAGCAUGUCGACCGCGUACAAACACCUGUACUCGUGUGUAACGUUUUUGAUUUUCGUUUUCGUGCUUAACUUCUACAAAAACCGUGUCCAUGUGAACCGCGACCGGGACGCAUCGUUGCGCGGGCCCACCGCCAAGCUGAAGCGUGCCGUUAACAGCAGGCUGCCCCACACAACACCCUUCGAAGGGGCAGAGGAUGAGCUUUUCUUCGAUCUUGCCUACCUGGAGGAGCUGAACGAUCGCUCCAAACAGUACCCGGGACGGUGUCUCGAUGUGGAGGUGUUCUUUGUGUUCUCGCCCGACCGAAACGUGCCCCGCCGAUCGCUGGAAGGACCCGAAGCGCUACACUACAAGCGCACAGCGCUGGGUGAGCUGGGCAGGAAAAAGGAUCUGGAGCAGCCGCCUACGGACGGUGCAGGGCCAAACUCAUCCAUCUACGUGUUUCUGUCGGUGCUGCUAGUGCUGGUGCUAGCGGCCGGUGUCGACAUAGCGAAGCACCUGACCGGGAGCGGUCGCAACCGGCCGGAGGACGCCCAGCGGCGCUUAUCGUUGCAAAACUAUCAAGCGUUGAUAAGGGAAAAGCAAAAGCAGUUCCGCAUGAUGAAGCAACACUACUCGCAACCGUCGAUGAGUGUUCAGCGCUCGAUCGAUGAGUCAGCCGUACCGCCGUUUGCAGGAACGUUCGCACGCCGGGAGGAAAACACACCCGCCACCGGACCGAUGACACUACUGCCGGGAAAGUCUGGCCCAGGACCGUUGCUGAGAAGACAGUCGGUGCCGACCCUGAUGCGCGGGCAGGUGGUGGUAAUGCCAGCAAGCGGAGGCACGACGACGUUCACUGCUCCAGCACCGAACGUAGUACCGUUCGGGCGUCGAACGUCGGUAGAUUCGUUCUGGGACGUGCUGGAUCCGGUCGGGACGGCCGGCAAUGGUUCAUCGCCGGAAGUGCGAAGACGUGUCCGGAUGCUGCAUCGGCAUUAGGGAAGAAGCGGUAGCCAACCGUAAACUUUCAUCUCUACUUUCAAUCGCUUAGAAGGCUUUAGUGUGUAAGAAGGGUUUGGUCGCGAUUGUCGCGCAAAGUUUGUACGACUAUACUGAACUGUUCGAUGUGAUCUCAUGUGUAAGAUUUUAGAGCUUAACACACACACACCUGUUGACUGCACGAUCUUUUGCCGCAAACUUUAAAGUGUAAAAGGUUUAAGUCGAAAAAGGAAUCUAUUUUCAAUCUUUACAACGCUAAGAAAUGAAUAUUUUUAGAAGAAAAAAAAAACAGUCAUACAAUUUACGAACCAUAAGACCAAACCAAACGAAAGGAAUUGAUGAAUCCAAAGAGCAAAACGCACUGUUACAUGAGAAUGAGAUUAUAGAGGCAAACACUUGUAAGCGAACUAACUGCAACAGUAUUAGGUUAAGGGUACACACACUACAUUCGAUAAGCUAAAUCUGAUUUCUCUAAGUAGGCUAAGUUAAAUGAGGAAUGUUUUUAUCGACUGUCUAUCUGAGGCGCUAACCGCGACGGUCUUCAUACGGCAGGACCUCGGGGUUCAAAUCCCCAUACGCAGGGCUGACUACCUUGCUACGGGUAAAAUCAAGUCACAGAAAUGCGAGACUUUACAGGUUGUAGUGCUCUAGGAAGUAAAAGAAGAAGUCUAUCGUAUGAAACCAUAAAGGAGUCAGAAGGUCCUGCCACGGUGGGCUUUUAAAGGCUAAGUUGUACCGACUUCUCAUCAGUGUCAAUUGAUCCUUAGUAAGGCUUAGCACGACAGGAUCGGGGUUCAAAUCACACCCGGACCAGCUCCACCGCAGUGAGAAAUGGCAGCCAUGACCUUAUAAGAAGAGAAAGACACGGCUUAGCACGUGUCAUUCAUGAUGGUGGGAAUGGCGGCAGCUGAUUUGUGGAACUUAAUGACUUGGUAAUGAAUAGGACCCUGAGGACUCCUCCCGUGCUGCCGUCCUGAUGAUAAUUUCCCACAAAAAAAGAUAGUUUUAGUUAUAUUUCCCACCUAUCACCAGUGGUGGGUCAAGAUAUUUGGAAGCCUCCCUGUAAUUGUGAUUGCAACAAAGUUUCUCUCGUCGACGAGGCCCCGAGCGGCCGCACCGUCAUCUCCAAGGUUGAUCCGCCAUUGCCCAUCGGUUGGCUUUUCUGUCGCUUAAGUAACGAACCACUUCAGAAGCAAGCAGCACAACACAUCCCCCACGAAUUAUCGAGGCAUCUCCUCCUCAUCCUUUUGUGCAGUGUCUCAAGUCCUCGAGACCUGCUAUCUAUUCUGGUUAAUUCCAUCCUAGACGCGUAUCCUCCAGCCUGAAGAACCUCAUGUUCUCAUAAUGAUCGACCUCGUGGAAAAGCUCGUGCGAAUGGGUUUUGGUGGACCUCCUCUGGUUCUGUUCCCUUCUGGAGGAUCGUAAGGAUUGAAGGAGGUUCUCUCAGACCCGCUCAUCAGCAAAUCAGGGGUUACAUCACCGACCGCAUUAGAUCGCUUCCCUUCAAAAUGGAUGUCUAUUGUACGCCGACGAUGUGUCCCUGCAAUUUGUGUGAGCCUCAUCUUAACUCGGUCGCCGAGUUGAGCUAUCAGCUGGGCCUCACCGCUAUGGAAUAGGUUGGAGAGGCUGCAGGUGAAGUACACUGGAACAGUCGGUCAGGUGUUUACUGAACAACUCCCGCGCUAUCUUAUUCUGAGCGGUGCCAGCUGCUGGGUUUGGUUAAACAUGAGGAUCGUCAUGGACCUUCUUUCCCCAACCAUCCUUCUUUCCCCAACAUCCUGCUGACAGCUGUGUCCCUUCCCACCGCUUACACGUACGUCCACCCACAGAGCCAAAAAAAAUAGAUGUAAAAUGUCCAUAAGAACGUAACAACGAUACAUGAAAUCUAUGUUGAAGCGAAAAGCGAAAGAGCAAUUUUAAACUCGAGAAUAUAAAAAGGCGACGAAAGCUGUAACCGUAGAAAACACAAUCGCACGAAUGUAGAGAGAGAGAGGAGAUUCACGGCUAUUAUUCUAAAAAAGUAUUUUCUAUUGUUUGCCUAUUGUACACAGUUAGUUCAAACCACUUCUCAUCUCACACAACAACGGGUUUCAUAAUCUCAACAAAUAUGCCCGCCCAUUCGGCCAUCGACUUAAUCGUCUGCAAUGAACAACUGAAAAA
Molecule: messenger RNA, 3764 nt
Organism: Anopheles stephensi (Asian malaria mosquito)
Lineage: Eukaryota; Metazoa; Arthropoda; Insecta; Diptera; Culicidae
Exons: 2
Coding region: 264-1604 (446 amino acids)
Source: RefSeq, a predicted model, not a curated record